ACAAAACAGAACGAGAAAAAUGUAAAAUCUGGAGAAAACGUAUCGCCAUCGCAGGGUUAGUUUUGGCAUUGAAGAAAAGAUUAAGAUCUUCUCUCACUCGGCCCCUUCUUCAAGGAAACCCAACCUGUCUUUUCCUCCUAUCCCAAGUCUCAUAUCCUUUUUCAAAACCCUAACCAUCCAAUUCCAAUUCAAAUUCCAAUUCUCUGCUUCAAGUUUCUCCAAAUCCCCAUGCGCAUGCGCCAAUAACACAAAAUCCCUGAAGAUUUCUUAUUUUUUGGGUACUGGCGUUUCGCUUUGCCAAUUAGGGAUUCGGUUUCGGUGGUUGAAUCGCUUCUGGUGUUUCUAUGGCGAAGGGCACGGAUUCCGACGAGUUUGUGUUGCUUUCUAGGGUACGUACGGGUCUCAAGAGGGAGUUUGCAUUCGCCAUGAAGGCGCAAUCUGAGAUCUGCGGUUCUCUGGGUAGAACCCGUGCCAGCAAGAACCGGGGCGAGGUUCCGGUUCAGACUGCCACGGCCAGCAAGCGGUCCAGGAAGACCGGUUCGAUGGAGGAGGAGAAAGAUGAGGCGGCGACGAUGAAAAAUUUGGAGGAUGCAAUGAGCGAGGAAGAGGCGAAAAGUGAUGUGGUGGAUCUUCAGAGCGAUGACGAGCCUAAGAACCACGUGGGAGAAUCAGCACCAAUGCAGGUUUGCGAGGAUGGACCUAAGAGUGAUGUGGUGGUUGAAACUGUGAUCAAUGCAGAGCCUAUUGUGGUAGAGUCGCUGAAGGAAGAGGUUGUGGAUGAGAUGGUGCAACCUCUUUGUGAAACCGAGGUUAAAGAGGAGAUGGAGAAAGGCGAUGCAGAGGAAAAGGGUGCUGUUGAGGUUGCACCGGUUUUGGUUGAUGGUGAUGAUAAGGGGAGGAUAAUGCCGGCGGAGAAGAUGGUUUCCCUGCAGAGGCGGUUCACACGGUCCGCAUUGAAGCUGAAAACUGAGGAAACGAAUGUAGGUAAUGAUGGGGAACAUGCUAGUGACAUUGCAAUUGGAGUUGAUGGUAGUGUUAAGAAGGAAAUUGAUGAUUCGCCAUUGACAACUACUCCUACUCAGGGGAAAGUUACCAAGAGUAGGUUGAAGAAGUUCCCUACGAAGCUGAAGGACCUUCUGGCUACAGGGAUUCUUGAAGGUUUGUCAGUGAAGUAUGUUAGGGGAACGAAGGCGCGAAGACCUGGAGAAGCCGGGCUUCGAGGGGUGAUUAGAGACUCUGGGAUUUUGUGCUUUUGUGAUAAUUGUAACGGGGUUGAGGUUGUCACGCCCUCUGUGUUUGAGCUGCAUGCUGGUAGUGCAAAUAAACGUCCCCCAGAGUAUAUAUAUCUUGAGAAUGGAACUACACUCCGCGAUGUGAUGAAUGCCUGCUGUGGUUUCCCAUUGGACUCUCUGGAGGAAGCUGUCCAAAAGGUCCUUGGUGACUUUACUAUGAAGAAAUCUUCCAUCUGUUUGAACUGCAGAGAAGCUUGCAAGGGUAUGUCAAGACUAGUAUGUGAUUCAUGCAUGGAGUUGAAAGACUCUCAACCAAGUCCUUCUCAAACAGCUGCAGCAAGCAGCAAACGAGUUUCACAACCAGUUCAACCCAGAUUACCAGAACCAGUUUUGGUUCCAAAGACAUUAGACAAUGAGAUGCAUCCAAAUUCACUAAACAAUGGGAUGAAGCACAGCACGUCACGUAGUAAGAGUCAGGGAAGACUAACUAGGAAGGAUCUCCGCUUGCAUAAGUUGGUGUUUGAAGAAGAUGUUCUGCCAGAUGGAACUGAAGUAGCUUACUAUGCUCAUGGAAAGAAACUUUUGCUUGGAUACAAAAAAGGAUAUGGGAUUUUUUGUACCUGCUGUAGCUCUGAGGUCAGUGCCUCUCAGUUUGAAGCUCAUGCUGGCUGGGCAUCUCGACGCAAGCCAUACCUGCACAUCUACACAUCUAAUGGAGUUUCACUCCAUGAGUUGUCCAUCUCUUUAUCGAAAGAUCGGAGGUUUUCCACAAAUGAUAAUGAUGAUCUCUGCAGCAUAUGUGAAGAUGGAGGCGAUCUUUUGUGUUGUGAUGGAUGCCCAAGAGCUUUUCAUAUAGAUUGUGUCCCUCUACCAUGCAUUCCAAGUGGUACUUGGUAUUGUAAGUAUUGCCAGAAUCUUUUCCAGAAGGACAGGCAUGGAGAACAUAAUGUGAAUGCUCUGGCAGCUGGAAGAAUUGCAGGCACUGAUAUUUUGGAACAGAUAAACCGCAGAUGCAUUCGUGUUGUCAAAACUGUAGAGGUUGGCCAUGGUGGAUGUGCCUUGUGCAGUCGUCAUGAUUUCAGUAAAAGCUUUGGUCCGCGGACAGUAAUUAUUUGUGAUCAGUGUGAGAAAGAAUAUCAUGUUGGAUGUUUGAAGGAUCAUAACAUGCAGAACCUAGAGGAAUUGCCUGAGGGAAAUUGGUUCUGUAGCACAAAUUGCAGUCAAAUUCAUUCAGCUCUGACAAAUUUGGUGGCUUGUGGGGAGAAGAACAUCCCAGAUUCACUUCUAAGUUUGAUUAAAAAAAAGCAUGAAGAGAAAAGUUUAGACAUUGUAGACGGUCUUGAUAUUAAAUGGAGGGUUCUGAACUGGAAAUUAGAUACUUCUGUUGAGACUAGGAAAUUGCUUUCCAAGGCUGUUGCCAUUUUCCAUGAGAGGUUUGAUCCUAUAGUUGAUUCAUCCUCUGGUCGUGAUUUCAUUCCAACAAUGCUGUUUGGAAGGAACAUCCGGGGUCAAGAUUUUGGUGGAAUGUACUGUGUUGUGCUUACUGUGAAUGAGAUUGUGGUGUCUGCUGGAAUAUUUCGUGUCUUUGGGCCAGAAAUAGCAGAGCUUCCAUUAGUGGCAACAAUUGCUGAUUACCAAGGACAGGGUUAUUUUCAGUGCCUGUUUUCUUGCAUUGAAACGCUACUUGGAUCUUUAAGUGUAAGAAACCUUGUCCUACCAGCUGCUGAUGAAGCUGAAUCAAUAUGGACCAAUAAAUUUGGGUUUACAAAGUUAGGCCAAGAUGAGAUAAACAAUUAUAAGAAAUUUUAUCACAUGAUGAUUUUUCAAGGGACCUCAGUAUUACAGAAGCCUGUUUCUGCAGACUGAAGUACUUUUUACCUGGAGUUUGUGUAAAGUUUUUUGGAGGUCCAUAUGCAAUAGCCUUUUUUCUUGGUGGUUUUGUUGGGUGCAGAUCACACUCGUUUACCAUGUACAGGGAUCUGCCUUUUUUGAUGUACAUAAAAACAGAUAACCACCUCUAGCUGUUAUAAAAUUUUUAUAGCAAAGAAAUGAAAGGAGGUUAGAGUUGAGAAAUAGGGGAAACUAUUAGUGCAAAGGAUUUUGUGGAAGGUGCCAAAAUUUUGGUGUUAUAAAUUCAUUUAUUGUUGGCCACAGGCGUCUUGGAUCUAGUAAUAUCCUUUUCCUCACGUUUUUUUCCCCGUUGAGUCGGGUUUAUUUCUCGGCAUUAUCCUCUCUAAAUUUGCAACUUGGUUUUAUGUUUCGAUCGUUUCGUUGGGUUUAAGUGAUACGAAUUAAAUCUUGGUUGAG
Abrus precatorius (Indian licorice) is the source of this 3539-nucleotide messenger RNA. RefSeq lists its product as uncharacterized. The record is from RefSeq and is a predicted model, not a curated record. NCBI's taxonomy places the organism in Eukaryota, Viridiplantae, Streptophyta, Magnoliopsida, Fabales, Fabaceae. Bases 345 to 3098 code for a protein of 917 amino acids. The transcript has 18 exons.